GGCUUACAUAAGCUCAACGCUUGCACCUGGGCUGCAAGUUUCGACGGUGCCGAACCGAUGGCUCAAAUCGCAUCCGCGGUGUCUUCUGCAUCGUCUUCAUUGAACCUAUCACUGCACCCCCUCCCAAUUCUCAACGUCUCUGAACACUUGACGCGCCUCAAACUACAGACUGGACUGCAGAAUCCUUUCAUUAUCGGCGCACUACUUGGAACUCAAAAUGGACGAGACGUCGAAAUCGUGAAUUCAUUCGAUCUCAUAACGAACGCCGAGCCGGGUAAAGAUCUCGGAUUCGGUGAAGCCGUUGGUAUCCAAGUUGAAUCAGGCUUCUUAAAUGAGAGAAAAGAACAAUAUAAACAAGUUUUUCCCAACCUCGAUCUCAUCGGAUGGUACACAGUUGCUGCAGGCCCGACCCAAGCACACGCUGCGAUUCACGAACAGUUCACUGCUUUCAUUACCACCCCUCUACUUCUCAUUCUUUCACCUGGGUCACAGUCAGAAACAGGUGGUCUCCCGAUAAAGGUGUAUGAAGCAAUAGUGGAGAUUAAAGAUCGUCAAACGCGUACUGCUUUCGUUCCUGUACCCGAAAAAAUUGAGACUGGUGAAGCAGAACGCAUUGCCGUUGACUGGACAGCACGAGGAGGAGAGGGAAGCAAUACAUUGGCUGCCCACUUGCAAACCCAGCGAACUGCAAUCAAGAUGCUGUACGAUCGUAUCGUUGUCCUCGUGAACUAUGUCUCCGGGGUGAUUGCAGGCUCGGCAAAGAAAGAUUAUGAUGCGUUGCGUGCAUUGAACUCUCUAGUUGCGUCCCUUCCAGCGAGCGAACAUCCUGAGUUCAGAGAAGAGUUCGAUACUGAAUAUGCGGACGUCCAACUCACGGCAUUACUCGCUACCCUCACCAAAUCAACCCUGCAACUCAGUGAAAUCGUCAACAGUCACAUUCUCCUUACCUCGUCUGAGGGACGGAAGCUCACAAAGGAUGCCAACAAAUCUAAUGGUGGGACGUGGAGGCAAUUCGGCACUGUUGGGCGACUGGACAGGAAGUGGGGCCGCUUCAGCGACUUCACCAAUCACAGGCUUCAGUCAGUUCCAGUGAUGUGA
Messenger RNA from Cantharellus anzutake, 1098 nucleotides. Its product is annotated as maintenance of mitochondrial structure and function-domain-containing protein. Lineage: Eukaryota; Fungi; Basidiomycota; Agaricomycetes; Cantharellales; Hydnaceae. The transcript has 10 exons. Gene Ontology annotation, molecular function: protein binding; metallopeptidase activity. Gene Ontology annotation, biological process: protein deneddylation. The record is from RefSeq and is a predicted model, not a curated record. Gene Ontology annotation, cellular component: COP9 signalosome. Bases 58 to 1098 code for a protein of 346 amino acids.